AUGUUUUCUUUGAAAUCGCUAAUUUUCGUAGUUUGUUCGAUGACAAUUUGUUGCCAAUCGAUUUCGGCGGCUAAUGAUGAUGACACUAACGAUUAUGGCAAUUAUCGGCCCUCACCGAAGUUAUCAGGACCGGUAAAUUUGGCCCACAGUCCCGAUGACAUUACCCUCAAUCAAUUGGAUGAAUGUCUGGCCAAAAUAUCCAGCAUCUAUAUGCAGGCAUUGUUUAGCGGUACCCAUUCACCAGAAUUGGAUGUGAAUAUGCGUAAAUUGGAAAUUGAACUUUUCGACCUGCUGGAUUUAUUGUAUAAGGAACAACGCAUUAAGGAAUAUAUGAAAUAUGAAUCGGAAGUUACACGACAAAUGAUUAUCUAUAAUAUGUUGAAGAGGCUAUUUGGUUAUGCCGAGGAUGAGGAGGAGAAGAGCGAGUAA
Molecule: messenger RNA, 429 nt
Organism: Musca vetustissima
Lineage: Eukaryota; Metazoa; Arthropoda; Insecta; Diptera; Muscidae
Exons: 1
Coding region: 1-429 (142 amino acids)
Source: RefSeq, a predicted model, not a curated record